AAAGUCGAAGUCCGCAUCCGAAAAUUCAACAACUUGCCUGCAACAUCUGAGUACAAAGAUGAGAAGUAUAGAGCAGCACUUACCGAAUCACUGAUGUCUCCCGAUGAAGACGAGGUAGACGAUGCUAAUAAAAAGACAGGACGCUUCAUCUCUCACGCCGCUACAUAUCGGAGCACAUUGAUGUCACAGUUUUUAGAGGCUGUUGACGACGCUGAAGAUCCAUCACCACCUGCAACUGGAAAGUACACUGUGGGCGUGAAAGGCAAAGCGAGGGACUUACCAUUGGUGGCUGCAAAAAAGAUUGAAAAUUGUGCCCGUCGGUGGAUGGUUUCAAGUGCAUGGCUUGCACUUCCGGACAAUAAAAAGUUCGAUGCUCCCAGCUACAUUCUUGACAAUGGCCGGGUGUGGGGCGAUGCAAAGGACCCGGAGGAGAUUCUUGCUGGGCAGAAGUGA
This is a messenger RNA of Suillus paluster, 453 nucleotides long. RefSeq lists its product as uncharacterized. The transcript is spliced from 2 exons. The record is from RefSeq and is a predicted model, not a curated record. The annotation marks the transcript as partial. Lineage: Eukaryota; Fungi; Basidiomycota; Agaricomycetes; Boletales; Suillaceae.